UCAUUUCCACUAUAAACAUGUAUACACUGAAAUAAUAUUCGUCCAGCAACACAAAAAAGGAACGUAAAUGUAGACAAUAAAUGUAAAAAUAUAGAUAACAUUAAGGACAUCACCAUCCGGUCCACGUCACCACAUGGAUGUGCAAAGGAUGUAUCAUACUGUGAUAUUUUAACUGAUACACUUAUUGCAGCCAGUAGACUAAUUUAAGAACACAGUAUUGUUAAAUAGAAUACAGUAUUAGCUAAUAUUUGCUGUCGGGCUCUGGGAGUUGAGGAGUCUGAUGACAUGGGGGUUGCACAGUCUGGCUGUAAGGGCCUGAAUACUUCAGUACCUCUUCCCAGACAGUAGGAGUCCCAGACAGGAGUCCCAGACAGUAUAAGUCCCAGACAGUAGGAGAUUUUUUGGGAGCCGUGUGUGCUGUAAAUGUCCAUGAUGGAGGGGGGAGAGACCCCGAUGAUCUCAUCUGUGCUCACUAUUCUCUGUCCUCAUUAUUCUAUGUCCUCACUAUUCUCCGCAGGGUCUCGCGGUCUGAGACGGCCAAUUCCCAAACCAGGCAGUGCUGCAGCUAUUCAGGAAGCUCUGUACUGUCUCUCUGUAGAAGAUGGUGAGGCUGUUGGUAGGGAGCUUUCUUCAGCCUCCUCAGGACGUAGACUGACAGGAAAGUGGCAGAUGGCCCGUCAGAAAGCCGUUCUCCUGUUGCUGGUUUGCGUGAGGAUCCUUGGCUCGUGCAUGGGCGACGCGCGGCUGCAGAAGACUACGUGCCGGGUGGCGUCUGGCAAAGCGGACUGCAGCCGCAUGAACCUGGACGCUGUCCCCCGGGACCUGCCUGCGGACAUAACCUCUCUGGACGUGUCCCAUAACAGACUACACGCGCUGCAGGCGUCGACGCUGGCGCUCUACUCAAGCCUGAGCGAGCUGGACGCCAGCUAUAACUCCCUAACCACGCUGGGACAGGGCUUGUGCGAGUCCGUGCCCCUCAUACGGCGUCUCGACGUCCAGCGUAAUCAGGUGCACUUGCUGAGCGAUAACGACCUGAAAUCCUGCUCGCACCUGACCCGCCUAGACCUUUCCGACAACAGGCUCAAACUGCGCGGGGAGCCCUUCUCGGUCCUGAACAACUUGGUAUGGCUGGACGUGUCCCGCAACAAACUGACCUCCGCCCGCCUAGGAUCGCGGCCCCAGCUGCCUCGCCUGGCAACCCUUGUCCUCGCCGGCAAUGACAUCGCGACCCUGAGGGCGGAUGACUUUUCGUUCCUCAAUGAGUCCUCUGUGCUGGUCCUGGGUCUUUCCGCCCUGCCACUGAAGGAGGUGGAGAAUGACUGCUUCAAACCUGUGGCUGGGCUCCGAGAUCUGAUGUUGGAUGGGAGCAACCUCAACCCUCAGGUCCUCUCCUCUCUGUGCUGGGAGCUCUCGGAGACGGCCGUGAGAAACCUCUCGCUCCGAAACACCCAGACCCUGACGCUCUCGAACACCACCUUCCAAGGCCUAGGCAAGACUAAUCUCACCGUGCUGGACCUUUCCAACAACCAGCUGUCCGACAUCCCAAAGGGCACGUUUCAGUGGUUCCCAUUGCUAGAGAACCUCUCUCUCGAACACAACAACCUCAAACACCUCACCAACGGCACCUUCUUGGGCCUGCGGAGCCUGAAGCAACUCAACUUGCGAAAGGCGCUGACCAAAAGCCACAUGUCCGCCUAUUCUGUAAUAGACGACUUUUCUUUCCAGCCUCUGGUAAAGCUGGAAUACCUGUGCCUGGAGCAGACUGUGUUUAGGAACAUCACGGAAAACGUCUUCGCCGGACUUCCGAACCUGAGACGGCUGGACCUCGGGUGGAGCAGCACAGGCUUGAGGACGGUCAGCAAUGCCACCUUUGCUGCCCUAGCAGGAUCACCGCUCCUCCAGAGGCUCAACCUCACGGGCAUGGCCAUAAGGAAGCUGGGCCCCGGCGCAUUCUACAGCCUCGGGAACCUCACCACGCUGGUCCUCAGCCACAACUUCAUCUCCCAGCGGCUGACGGGGGAGGAGUUCCGGGGCCUCGGCAGUGCCACUGAACUCCACCUGUCCUUCAACCAACAGAACAUAAGCCUUACGCCCACGUCCUUCGUCCACGUCCCCACAUUGAGGACCCUGAUGCUGGCUCGCGCCCUGACCGGCACCCUGGACCUGGAGCCGUCCCCGUUCCAGCCACUGGUAAACCUGUCCGUGCUGGAUCUCAGCAACAACAACAUCGCGAACAUCAACAGCGGCCUGCUGGAUGGGCUGCACCAGCUCAGCGUAUUGAAGAUGCAGCACAACAACCUGGCUAGGGUGUGGAAGAACGCCAAUCCCGGCGGUCCGGUGUUGUUCCUCCGGGACGCCCGGAAUCUCUCUGUCCUGGAGCUGGACUACAAUGGCCUGGACGAGGUCCCUCUCGUGGCCUUCCGGGGACUCUGGCGGCUGAGGGUGCUCAGCCUAGGCGGGAACCUGCUGAACUUCCUGCGCGAUUCCAUAUUCGACGACCUGGUCUCUUUGCGCUACCUGUGGCUGCAGAAGAACAUGCUGACGUCGGUGCGGCGGGAGACGUUCGGAGUGCCACUGGCCGGCCUGGCCGAGCUCCGCAUGGAGCACAACCCCUUUGACUGCACCUGCGACAGCGUCCUGUGGUUCGCCGAGUGGCUCAAUGCCACCAAUGCCAGCGUGCCUGGGCGUGCCACAGGCUACGUUUGCAACACCCCGCCGGCGUACUUCAACCGCUCCAUGCUGGACUUCCAACCAGACUCCUGCAAGGACCUGAGGGCUUUCCAGGCACUGUUUGCACUCAGCCAGUCCCUGGUUCUUGGCCUGAUGUUCCUGGCGUUCCUCAUGCACUUCCAGGGAUGGAGAGUUCGCUUUUACUGGAACAUCGUGACCAACCGCGUCGUAGGCAUGAGGGACGGUGGCUACAACGACCUGGCCAGGGACAGGUACGAGUACGAUGCCUACGUGGUCCACGCCGAGGAGGACAAGCGGUGGGUGGAGCGAAGCCUGCUCCCGCUGGAGGAUGAACAGUUCUGCUUUUUCCUGGAGGACCGAGACGCGGUGGCAGGCUGUUCGGCGUUGGCGAACAUCGUGGACAACAUGCGGAGAUCCCGGAAAAUCCUUUUCGUCGUCACGGAAGCGCUUUUGAAGGAUCCCUGGUGCAGGCGGUUCAAGGCCCAGCACGCGCUCCACCAGCUGAUGGACGAGAGCCGUGACGCGCUGGUUCUCGUCUUCCUGCAGGACGUGCCUGACCACCGGCUGAGCCAGGCCCUCCUGCUGCGCCGCGCCAUGCUCAAGCGCCGCUGCCUCGUCCACUGGCCCCUGCAGAGAGAGCGCGUGGGGGCCUUCCGCCAGGAGCUGCAGCUGGCCCUGGCUUCCAGCAACAGGGUCCGUUAAGACCCGGGUCGCCUUCGACGCUGGCUGCUCGGAACAGGGCUCGUAAACACAGUGUUUCCCUGCCAAGUCUUCGAGAAUACCCAUUCCUCCAGAAUUAAGAGCAUUGUAUUGAGAGACACCGCGCUAACGCAUUUUUCUCCUCCAGCGAAAUCGCCUUUAAAUAACUUUGACGGUCGUUAUUGCGUCAGGCUAAUGCGGGUUCGGCUUUGUAAAUGACUAGCAAGUUCCGCAAUAUAAUACUAACCUGUUUGCAACUAACCAAACUCAAAGCAGAAUUAGCCAACUUGCUCAGAGAUAAACACCAUGGCUGGGUUCAACGGACACAAAUGCAGAUUGUGAGGGCAAGACGGCGUGUCUGUGGGCAUCGGCUGUUGGCUGUGUCUGCCUUUCUGAUCCUGUCGGAUGUACAGUUAUUUGAGGCUUGCUUACGCAAGGAGUUGUACCAUGUGACAAUGAAGUGUAAAGUAAAUAACAGGUUCCACAGUGCCAAUGGAUCGUAAUGGUAAGAAUUUGGCAGCGGGUGUUUUACAGUGAAUCGGCACAGGAUUUUGAUGGAGACCUGGACUCAGACUUGUCCGUGAAGUUCAUGGACAUGACUUUUUUUUUUUUUUUUGAGUUCCGCAUUCACAGCUAAACACAAAGCAGGCCCUAGCUGUUAUAGAAGGUUUUGAUUGGUCCAAUUACUUUUGAUCCGCCUGAAAUGACCAGGACUGCAGGACAGGGCUGUGUCCUGUACGGUGUCACUCACUUUUCAUUUUCUGCAUGUUGUUUUAUUCCAAGACCAAUGUGCUGGUAUUCAGAGCCAAAAAACCCCCCAACAACCCCCAAACAAAAAUGUUUAGACUUUCAUGCUUUUAUUCAGUAGUGUGCUGUUUGGAAUCUUCCCUGCUCGCACCAUGGCUGACAUGGUGAUUAGUGGCGUAUAGCUGAAUAUAGGGACUGACUCAAACAGUGCUGCAAUCGCCACCAGGCUGAGAGCGUUAGGUUUGGUAACAUUCCGAGUUGCCACACACAGCCCGGUGUCACUGGGACACUCACACACGCACCCAGCCAACCACUCAGCGCGGGUGGAAUGUGUAAGCAAGCCUCGAGUUCAGACCGUGCGUCCCUGCCACCGCUACAGCCUUGAAAAGGCACGCACCUUAACUCUACUGCGCAUGUAAUGUUCCAGGUGUUCAUAGCUUUCAUGCAAAUAAUUUUGGAAAUCAUAUGACAUUUGCUGAUCUGUGGUCAUUACCUUAGUGGAGUGAUUCAGCAUUUUAUGGAACGAAGAGUUCCUGCCUGAUUUCUGAACUAAGUAACCAAGGUCAGAGAAGCAAUUAUUAUGAAUGCUGAUAGUGUAAAGAUGGUAUUUACAACGUUGCAUUUUUCCCCAUACACUUAACGACUUGGAAGUGUAAGAAAUCUCUGUGUAAUUGAUGUUAAUUUAACAUUACUGAAUUUAUCUUAAUUGUAUUUAUCUUAAUCUGAAUUUAUCUUAAUUGUAACAUUUAACAACGCAUUAAUUUUAUUUGAGUAGCUUUCAGUUCCGUGAGAUGUGGCUUGUCUCUUGGAAUCACUGUAAAACACUGAUUGUACUUUUUGCCAUAUCAGCAAACGAUUUCAUGCUGUCAGUGUAAUUUAACUAAUCACGUUUACUGAUAAUAUGCUUCCAUCUAGCGGUUAUUUCAGUGCACAUGUCGCUGAUGUGUGUUACGAUGUUUCAUAAAAAAACGCCUUUAAUGAAUAGUUUAAAAAAACAAAAACAAAAAAAACAACAAAACAUUGCAAAGAACAUUUAUCUACAUACUAAAAAGAGGCCCCACAGAAACCUGAUUAGAUAUUGGCUAUGUAUUGUUUGUAAACGAUGCCCUAAAUUUUCUAGAUCACAGUUACAGCCACAACGUAUUACUGAGGAGCGCUGAGCAGUGAGGUGGUUGUGCAGUGUCAGUGAGUUGAACAGGUCAGUGGCCAAUAAAAUAUCUGACACACACA
Molecule: messenger RNA, 5367 nt
Organism: Electrophorus electricus (electric eel)
Lineage: Eukaryota; Metazoa; Chordata; Actinopteri; Gymnotiformes; Gymnotidae
Source: RefSeq, a predicted model, not a curated record